Molecule: messenger RNA, 1727 nt
Organism: Achroia grisella
Lineage: Eukaryota; Metazoa; Arthropoda; Insecta; Lepidoptera; Pyralidae
Product: juvenile hormone esterase-like
Exons: 11
Coding region: 1-1695 (564 amino acids)
Source: RefSeq, a predicted model, not a curated record
AUGUGGUUUCAAUUACUGUUCUUGUGUUUCAUUAUUAUACAGACAGACGGACACCGGGUACAAGAAAAUGCAGACUCAGAUCCAAAGGCAUCUGAUGAUGCUCCACGAAUUGUAUCACCAUCCGGCUCCUUCCUUGGAUCCUGGAUGGAGACACGUCGCGGGCGACGUUUUGAAGCUUACAGAGGCAUCAGAUAUGCUGAACCAGCUGUUGGAGAAUUCAGGUUUCAGCCACCUAAGCUGAUCCAUCAUUAUGAAGAUGAAGUAGACGCAAGCAAGGAAGGUCCAGCAUGCCCAUUACCAGCUACGAAAGUGGAAAUCGAUGAGGACUGCCUCAGAAUUAAUGUCUACACACCCCGAAGUAAUACCACAAAUCUUCUUCCCGUGAUAUUCUACAUCCACGCGGGAGGGUUCUAUGUGAUGACAGGCCGCAGCGACCUCGCUGGUCCUCAUUACCUCCUCGACAGAGACAUCGUACUCGUCACCAUCAACUACCGACUCGCAACUCUUGGCUUCAUCAGUACUGGGGACGCAUUCGCUCCUGGUAACAACGGCAUGAAGGACCAGGUGGCUGCACUCCGCUGGGUACAGAAAAAUAUUAAAUCUUUCGGCGGUGACCCAGGCCUCGUCACUAUAACUGGAUGCAGUGCUGGCUCCAGGAGCGUCAUGCUCCACAUGGUUUCACCUAUGUCUAAAGGUCUUUUCCACCGCGGUAUAUCAAUGAGUGGGUCUGCAACUUCCAAGGCACCAGUUCCUCACCAUCAGUUCCAUCUUGCGCAGAAGCAAGCGAUACUCCUGAAUUGCUCCCACACAAACACUUCGGAGGAAAUUAUAGCUUGUUUGAAAUCUAAACCUUAUAGGGACUUAGGAUAUUCAUUGAAAGGAUUCUUUGACCAUUUCAAUUCAGAUCCAGUCGGUCUCUGGACGGCUGUGGUGGAACCUGAUUUUGGACAGGAACGCUUCCUCACGAUGGACCCUGCAGACGCGAUACGAGAAGGCAAGAAGCACUCAGUGCCUUACAUUAUCAGUCAGACACGAAACGAGUUCUUCUGGAAAGCACUGUAUGUCGUUAAAAACGAAUCACUGCUAAAAACCAUGAACGAAGAGUGGGAGCGCAUUGCUCCAGUUUCCUUCAUGCUGCCACCAGGAAACUCUUCAGCAGCUGUACGCAGGUUGAAGGAGACGUACCUUGGAGAUAGAAAGCUUGUCAAUGAUGAAGCCACAGCAGAUGGCUUGGGGAAACUUUAUGGAGAUGCUAUAACUGGAUUUCCGGUACAUAGAAUGGCUAACCUGAUGUGCCGUUAUUCAACGGAAAAGGUGUAUUAUGCUGAAUUUGACUAUAUCGGAAACCAUAGCCAUUACGAGGAUCCUGACACCAAAAAGCCAAUAGGUGUAGCUCAUCAUGACGAUCUGAUCUACUUAUUCACCUUAAGCUACCGUUUCCCCACCAUUGAAGUGAGUGACAGUGAUGACUCCCAAAUGGUGGACAAGAUGAUUGCCAUUUGGUACAACUUUGCCAAAUAUGGUGACCCAAAUCCUCACAACUCCAAGAUCCCUGAACUAUCCACGUUGGACUGGCCAGCCAUGACACCGAUUGAUCGCAAGUAUUUGCAACUGGGCGAACAUUUUACAGUACGUGAGAAAUUAUUUGAAGAUCGUUUCCAAGUUUGGGAGGAGCUCUACCCGUUGCAAUAUUAAUGCGAAGAAUAUCAUCAUCAUCAUCAUCAUCA